This is a messenger RNA of Symbiodinium pilosum, 987 nucleotides long. Lineage: Eukaryota; Dinophyceae; Suessiales; Symbiodiniaceae. The record is from the annotation of a GenBank genome assembly.
AUGAUGUGGAUGAAUUACGCGGACCUGCUUGUCAGUUUGGUAUCCGCCGUUGAGGUCAUAUCUUCCUUGCUGGUGAUUCCAGUCAGCCCUGUACUUGUUCGCAUCCUGCGACUCGGCAAGCUUGCACGGGUACUCCGCUUGGUCAGCAUGGGUAGCGUCCUCCAAUCCCUGCAGUUGCUGCUGAAAAGCCUUGUUGCCAGCAUUGACAUGCUUUUCUGGAGCUUCUGUCUUCUUGCCUUUCUUCAGUGCGUCGCCGGCUUGAUCAUCAGCACCUUCUGUCGUGAGUACAUUGGAGAUGACAGCCAUGACCAAGUGCAGCGCGAGGAAGUCUUCAAGUACUUUGGCACGUUCACACGGACGUUCCUGACGAUGUUCGAAGUGUUGUUUGCAAACUGGGGACCACCGUGUCGCGUGCUUGUGGAGAACAUCAGCGAGUGGUUCUCUGUGUUCUUCUUGCUGUAUCGGUGCGUGAUAGGCUUUGCGGUCCUGAAUGUGGUGGGAGCCGUAUUCAUCCAGCAGACCCUGAAAACCGCCAACUCUGACGAAGAGCUCGCGUAUCGGCAGAAAGAGAAAGAGAUCCAAUCCUACACACGAAAAGUGCGAAAGCUUUUCCAGUCGAUGGACGAUUCAGGGGAUGGCGCGCUCAACUUAGAAGAGUUUUCCAAGCUCGUCACAAGUCCCAAGUUGAGUUUCUGGAUGAGCCAGCUCGAGUUGGAAUACCACGACUUACUGAGUUUGUUUGAGUUUUUGGACAACGGCGACGGGCAGAUUACGCUCCAGGAAUUUAUUGAGGGCUCAGCACGAUUCCGGGGAGGAGCGAAGGCGCUGGACAUAUGGCGCUUGGAGACCAAAGUGGAAGUUCUUUUUGAGGAGAUGCUGAACUUGAUGCACACCAAUGAUUCCGAAGUAUCAUCCUAUGUACAGCGUGCGUUUAACGAGUCGGCCUAUUCUCAUAUCAAGAGCGCGUUGCGCAAGGACACCCCAUAG